Messenger RNA from Diaporthe batatas, 1677 nucleotides. RefSeq lists its product as uncharacterized. Gene Ontology annotation, molecular function: transmembrane transporter activity. The coding region runs from base 1 to 1677 and encodes 558 amino acids. Lineage: Eukaryota; Fungi; Ascomycota; Sordariomycetes; Diaporthales; Diaporthaceae. The record is from RefSeq and is a predicted model, not a curated record. Gene Ontology annotation, cellular component: membrane. Gene Ontology annotation, biological process: transmembrane transport. The transcript has 8 exons.
AUGUCCGUACCGCCGAUCCAGACCGGCGACCCGGUGGCGGGUACGGUCGUCGACAAUGAGAUAGGGGAUCCGCUAUCCAGGAAGGCCGAGAUCAAAGAGUUCAGCGAGGACUCAGGCCCGGAGGAUUCGUAUGAUACUUACGGGAAGAAUCCGUUUCUGGACGAGGCUGUCGCAGAGCACUGGAGGCAGGUCUAUCACGAGUCACAGUAUGAAUGUCGCCAUGUCUUCGAUCCAGCCCUGACGUGGACCGAGGAAGAGGAGAAAGCCAUCAUUCGCAAACUCGACUGGCGCGUGUGCUUAUGGGCCUGCGUUAUGUUUUUCGGCCUCCAGGUAGACCGUGGCAAUCUGGUCCAGGCGGUGUCAGACAAUAUGUUGGAUGACCUUGGUCUGAAUACCAAUGACUAUAACUACGGAAACACUGUAUUCCUGGUAUCUUUCCUUUUUGCUGAGCUGCCGUCUCAACUCGUUUCCAAAAAAGUCGGACCAGACCGAUGGAUUCCCAUGCAGAUCUGCUUGUGGAGCAUCGUGGCUUCUUGCCAGUUUUGGAUUUCAGGCAACGCAUCAUUCCUCGUCACUCGAGCUCUUCUGGGCGUCCUGGAAGGCGGAUUUAUCCCCGAUCUCGUUCUAUGGCUGAGCUAUUUUUAUACGUCUAGGGAACUGCCAAUCAGGUUAAGCUAUUUCUGGACCACGCUGUCUGCAACUACUAUCCUCACAUCCCUAUUGGCUUUCGCUUUGCUCCAUAUGCGCGGGGUGUUGGGCUACGCCGGCUGGCGGUGGCUAUUCCUGAUCGAGGGUCUCAUUACCCUCACGGUGGGGAUAGCCUCCUUUUUCCUGAUGCCAGCAUCGGCUGUGCAGACCAAAACCUGGUUCAGACCCAAUGGUUGGUUUAGUGACCGUGAGGUGGCGAUUGUCGUAAACCGAGUCUUGAGGGACGACCCAAGCAAAGGCGACAUGCACAAUCGACAGGCUUUAACACCUAGGCGCCUCUUGCAAACACUGAAGGACUAUGAUUUGUGGCCACUCUAUAUCCUUGGAUUGGUCGUCUUCAUUCCUCAGAGUCCUCCAUCGAAGUACCUGACCUUGAUUGUCAAGUCUCUUGGCUUCAGCACGUUCAACACAAAUCUUCUCACGAUUCCAUCCAGCGUCUUCCAUAUCAUCACGUUGCUUGCCCUCACAAGAUUAUCAGACUACCUGAACGAGAAAACCUUAGUAGCAAUGCUGCAAGCUGUAUGGACACUGCCUUGUGUCAUCGCCCUAGAAUGGUGGCCCGGCAUGAUAGACAACAAAUGGGGCACGUACGCGCUCGUUUCCAUCCUCCUCAGCUACCCAUAUUGCCACGCUAUACUCGUGGCAUGGACCAGCCAGAAUAGCAAUAAUGUGGGGACUCGAUCCGUUUCGGCGGCGCUGUACAAUAUGUCAGUCCAGUUGGGCAACAUAAUCGCGAACUUCAUCUACCGCGACGAUGACAAGCCUUACUACCGACGUGGAAACCGCCAAUUAUUCAUUAUUAACAUCCUCGCCAUCGUUCUGUUCCUGUUCACCAAGGCGUAUUAUAUUUGGAGGAACAAGCAAAAGGACCGAGUUUGGAACGCCCUUACGAAAGAAGAACAAGAAUAUUAUAUCAAAAAUACGAGACUGCAGGGGAGCAGAAGGUUGGAUUUCAGGUUCUCCCACUAG